Camarhynchus parvulus is the source of this 2439-nucleotide messenger RNA. It is a transcript of the gene SOWAHB, whose product is annotated as sosondowah ankyrin repeat domain family member B. The coding region runs from base 1 to 2034 and encodes 677 amino acids. NCBI's taxonomy places the organism in Eukaryota, Metazoa, Chordata, Aves, Passeriformes, Thraupidae. The record is from RefSeq and is a predicted model, not a curated record. Gene Ontology annotation, molecular function: protein binding. The transcript is spliced from 3 exons.
AUGGCGCGGGAGCUGAGCCAGGAGGCUGUGCUGGACUUCCUCUGGGCGGCCGGGGGGCGAGCCCCCAACACGGCGCUGCUCCGCCACUUCCAGCGGUUCCUCCGCGACCCGGCGCUGACGGAGCAGCAGCGGCGGGAGCGCCGAGAGUACUUCAAGAGCCUUGUCAACUCCCUGGCCACCGUCCACCCCGCCGCCGCCCCCGGCGCCUCCAAGGACAUCGUCCUCCGCCGCAGGUACCGCGACCUCCUCGAUGAGGAGCUGCCGCCGCCGGAGGAACAGCGGGAGCAGGAGGAGGAAAAGAACGAGCCGCCGCCGCCGCCCCGGCGCGACCCCGACGGGCGGCGCGGCCCCCGCGGGGAGGCGGCGGAGCAGGGGCGGCCCCGGCGGGGCGGGGGCUGCUCCGCCCGGGGCCGCGGCGGGCCGUGCUGCGAGUGCCGCCGGGCGCGCCGCGCUGCCGCCGCCGCCGCCGUCCCCCCGCCCCCAUACCGGACCGAGCCGCCCCCGUACCGGACCCAGCCGCUGUCCUCGGGCCCCUGGGCGCUUCGCCCCGGCGGCACAGCGCGGCCCCGGCCCCCGGCGCUGCCGUCGGGUCCUGGGGCGCUGUCCCCCGCGGUGCCGCCCCGGUCCCGAUCGCCGCCGCUGCCUGCCGCCGGGCUGCCCUCUGCCACAGUGUCCCGGUCCCGGACGCCACCGCCGCCACCGGGCCCGGAGAUGCCGCCUCCCUACAGGUUGCCUCAGCCCCGAUCUUUGCCGCAGCCCGCGACCGGGAUGCCCUUGCUGAAGGCUCCACGGCCCUCAGCAAGCCCGGAGAGGCGAACCCCCGCCGGACCCAUCCCGUCCCCGCUGCUGUCAUCGGGCCCCAGGGCGCUGGCCCCGCGGGACCUGCCCCCUUCCCGAUCCUUGCCGUUGCUGUCCGCCCCGGAGGUGCUACCCCUGUCCCGCUCCCUGCAGGCACUCCCUGCCAGCCCUUCCUCAUCGCCAUUGCUUUUGUCAGGCCCCGAAGCGCUCGCUUCCACCAGGCUGCCCCCAUCGCAGUCCAGGUCCCUGCAGCAGCUCCCUACCAGGCCAUCCCCAGACCUGCCGAGGGGAUCCAGGGGGCUGACCCCCAAGGGACCAACCCAACCUCAAGUCCUGCGACUGCGCCCGUGUCAAAGCCUGACACUGCCGUCAGGUCCUGGGAUCCUGCCCCCCACCAGGUCCCCCCCCACCCCAAUCCCUGACACAGUCCGCCACUCUCCCUUCCCCAUCCCGCCCCCUUCCUUGCUGCCAGCACAGGGCCCCGCAGUGCCCCAAGCCGCAGAGAGCCAGCCCCCAGCACCGCUGCCUGUUUUCCAGAGCAUCAGGCGCCAGCUCGCUUUGUCGAAGGCGCAGGGCACCCCUUCCCCAGCGCACGAUGACUGUAGGCCACAGCCUCGCUCUGCGCUCGCCAAGAGCUCCCCUAGGAACGCCCCAAGCCGGGGGCCCCUGGUGCCGCUGGGACAGCGGGAGCACGCCUGGCUGGUGGCAAUGUCGGCAGGCUGCUGGGCUCAGGUGCGGGGCCUCUUUCUGGAAGAGCCUGAGCUGGCCCUGCAGAGGGACUUCAUAUCAGGCUUCACAGUCCUUCACUGGCUAGCCAAGCACGGCGACGGGCCGGGUCUGCAGGAGCUGGCAGCGGCGGCGCGGCAGCUCGGGCUGGCCCUGGACGUGGACGCCCGCUCGGGCUGCGGGUACACGCCGCUGCACCUGGCUGCCAUACACGGCCACCAGCUUGUCAUCAAGGUGCUGGUGCUGCAACUGGGGUGCCAGGUGCAGGUGCGGGACGGCAGCGGGCGCCGGCCCUGGGAAUACCUGGGCAGCUCCACCUCGGGGGAGAUCUGGCAGCUCCUGGAGGCACCCCGUGGCACAAUCAUGUUCCCCACGCAGCCCCUGGCCCGCAGCGCAUCCUCUGUCAGCAAGGUCUCGCCGUUCACCGGCAGGGCAGCGCUGCCUGCCUGCCUCAGGGUGCAGCUCGGCCGUGGGGCAGUGUCCGACCAAUCUGGCAGCGACAGCGACUGAGACAGCUCCCAGCCAGUGGAGAUGGGACCUUGGUGGCCACCCUGAGAGAGGAAGCCACGCAGGCACAACAAAAGCUGUGAAACAGACUGAACCUACUGGAGAAUGUACUUUUAAAUUAUUCCAAUGAACUGUUGUCUGAGUCUCUCUGCCCUCUCUCCCAUUUCUUGCUUUUCUACCAGCAAAAUGAUGCAGUAACUCUGCUGGAAGCAGGAAGAACCCUCGGGAGGCAAGUCCCCUGCAGCCCAUAGGGCCAGGACCAGCUGCUGUGUGCAGCCACGACCACCAGCAUUAGUGGGACCAUGGCUUUGGGGUGAGGCUCAAGUCUGGCCCCAAUCCAGGUAGAGCACUUGCUUUUGCUGACAGUGACAGAUUGUUGUUGGUCCCAGGGUUUGCAAAACAUUUGUU